AUGCUCGACGACGACGGACCUACGAAAGAAAAAGACAGCCUGCUGUGCAACCUGCUGUUUUACACGUCGCAAUUUGGUCACGUCGACGCUGCACGACAGCUCCUAGAGCACGGCGCCCGAGGUAAAGAGUUAGGAAUGUCAUACGCGUGCGAACGGGGUCAUGCAGACAUGGUGCAGCUGUUCGUCGAAUACGGUGUCGAAAUCAACCCGGAUGAUACGAUAUUGCUGUUCGAAGCGUGUGAAAAAGGGCAUGUCGACGUGGCGCGAGUGUUGCUGGAGCAUGGUAAAUAUAACGACGAAUACCGCGAGUUCUCCAAAGAAGAACAAGGGAUCGAGCCGCUCCUCAUCGCGUGCAUCGGAGGCCACGUCGACGUGGCACGUCUGUGCUUGAACUACGGCGCCGAUGUUAACCAGUGGUCUGGAGACCGUUUCGAUAUGUUUCCGUCGGACGAAGAUGGAGUGAUGACGCCGCUGUCCGUGGCCUGUGCAAAGUCGAACGCCGACCUCAUGCGACUGCUCCUCGAGCAUGGCGCCGAGGGCGAGCUGCCGUCGCUGCAAUCGGCCUGCGCGCGGGGCGACGUCAGCAUGGCGGAGCUCAUCCUCGAAUACACUGACGACCGCUGUGUGGUGACGCACGACCGGCGCGGCGUUCCGCGCGUCUACCGCAAGCCAAUCGUGCGCCUCCUGCGGAAGGACUACGCCAUGUCUCUCUUCUUCAAUGUCAUCGGCCAUCGCGACGAGCAUCCGGAGCGGCAGGAGGCUCGCGACGUCGUGCCGCGCGUCGUCUCGUACCUCACGCCCCGCGCGGAGCACGCCUGA
This is a messenger RNA of Aureococcus anophagefferens, 819 nucleotides long. RefSeq lists its product as hypothetical. NCBI's taxonomy places the organism in Eukaryota, Pelagophyceae, Pelagomonadales, Pelagomonadaceae. The coding region runs from base 1 to 819 and encodes 272 amino acids. Gene Ontology annotation, molecular function: protein binding. The transcript is spliced from 2 exons. The record is from RefSeq and is a predicted model, not a curated record.